AACCAAAAAAGAGGAAGAGAAGGCGGCGAAUCUACGAGGCAUAUCCUCUAAGAUUACAGGUAGAUCCACGGCAUUUGGUUCCAGUGCUAGCGUAUUAUGGUACAUAGAGAUACAUAUUAUAAUCACAUUUUGAAUAUCAUGAAGAGAGGGGAGAACUUGUAACUUUGGAAGAGGAGAAACAGACUCAUUGAAGGAGAAAGGGAGAUAAGGCAAAUCCAUCGCCAUGGGUUUGCCAGACUUUGCACCAUUGAUAUUUCUGUCACUCAUAGCUGGCAGUGUAGCAAGACCUUUAUAUCCACUCCCUAGUAAAGCAGGAAAUGAUAAUAGACAGCCACUGCAAACUUCUCGUGCAUAUAACAUUGCUCAUAGGGGUUCAAAUGGCGAGAUCCCGGAAGAAACUGCAGCAGCAUAUAUGAGAGCCAUUGAUGAAGGUGCAGACUUCAUAGAAACAGAUAUCUCAUCCACCAAAGAUGGUGUUCUCAUAUGCUUCCAUGAUGUUACCCUUGAUGAGACAACUGAUAUCGCAGAACACAAGGAAUUCAGGAAUCGUAAAAGGACGUAUGAGGUCCAGGGUUUCAAUAUUACUGGUUUUUUCACUGUUGACUUCACAUUGGAAGAGCUAAAGACAUUACGAGUGAAGCAGAGAUAUAGCUUCCGUGAUCAACAAUACAAUGGAAAAUUCCAGAUUAUUACUUUCGAGGAGUUCAUUGCAAUUGCACUAGAUGCCCCGCGAGUCGUUGGAAUAUAUCCAGAGAUUAAAAGUCCAGUUUUUGUAAACCAGCAUGUGAAAUGGCCAGGCAGCAAGAAAUUUGAGGACGAGUUUGUGCAGACACUUAAGAAGUAUGGAUAUGGAGGUUCAUAUAUGUCGAAAAAUUGGUCGAAACAACCAGUUUUCAUCCAGUCCUUUGCUCCAACUUCACUUGUGUAUAUAUCAAAUAUGACAGACUCACCUAAAAUCUUCUUAAUAGAUGAUGUUACCAUCCCAACUCAAGACACUAAUCAGUCAUACUGGGAGAUAACGUCCGAUGCUUAUCUGGACUUCAUUAAGGACUACGUCGUCGGCAUCGGACCUUGGAAAGAUACCAUAGUUCCUGUAGUCAAUAAUUAUUUGCAGACACCUACAGAUCUUGUCGCAAGAACACAUGCUCGUAACCUACAGGUCCAUCCCUACACUUUCCGGUCCGAAAACAGUUUCUUACACUAUGACUUUCAUCAAGACCCGUUUAUGGAAUAUGAUUACUGGAUUAACAAGAUAGGAGUCGACGGACUGUUCACAGAUUUUACAGGCAGCCUCCAUAAUUAUCAGGAACUGGCGUCUCCUCUUCACGAAGAUGAUAGGGAUGAUAAAAAGUCAUCUGGCUUAUUGCACAAAAUUGCAUUGUUAGUCUCCCCCUUUUCCAAGUCACGAGUGUGAAUUGAAGUAAUUGUUUGUUCAUAUGUUACAGAGAAUAUCUUUGGUCAAAAAUAUUUGUUGACAUUGCAUUGAUAGAGAAGAUAGUUUCAGGAAGUUUGUGUUUGCAGUAUGCAUAAUAUAUGUGAUAUAUAUUUUUCUA
Molecule: messenger RNA, 1553 nt
Organism: Carica papaya (papaya)
Lineage: Eukaryota; Viridiplantae; Streptophyta; Magnoliopsida; Brassicales; Caricaceae
Source: RefSeq, a predicted model, not a curated record